CAAUUGAAGCAAAAAGGUGACUAAAUUUUAUUGUUUUCAUCAAAAAUUGGCUUAAAUUCGCUUAAAAAUUUAAGUUUUUUGAUAAAAAUCAAUAAUUUCAUCAAAACUUUAAAAGGAAAUUUACCUUUAAAAGUUGAAAUUCGGUGAAAUAAUUGUCGGAAGUGACCCCGCCUAUUUAAAAAAAGCACUUUGGGAGACCAUUUUCAGCCAAAAUGGAUGAAUUAAUUCAAUUAAUUCGCACCGACAUCCCGGAAGGUCGUCAAAAUCUCCGCGAUUCGUUCACAAAUUUGGAACGCGUUGCUGAAUAUUGCGAAGACACGUACUACAGGUCUGAAGACAAAAAAUUAUCUCUCGAGGAAACGAAAAACUACACAACGCAGUCUUUGGCGAGUGUUGCUUACCAAAUCAACACUUUGGCUUACAACUUUUUGCAGUUGCUCGAUUUGCAGGCGAGUCAAAUGGAGGAAAUGGAAUCGCAAAUGAAUCACAUUUCGCAGACGGUUUCAAUUCACAAAGAGAAGGUUGCGCGUCGUGAAAUCGGCGUUUUAACAGCGAACAAAGUCUCGACACGUCAAUAUAAAAUUGUGGCGCCUUCGAAUCCGGAAAAACCGAUAAAAUACGUUCGAAAACCGAUCGAUUAUGGGAUUUUGGAUGAAAUUGGACACGGAAUUCUCACGGGAAAUCGAAAAUCCGCGAGAUCUUCGGUGCAAGGCAGCGUUCAGAGUCUCGCGAAUAACGUUGGACCUCCGCCGACGACAAAACCUCCGACGCCUCCGCAACUGGGCAGAGCUUCGAUGACGGGAACUUUGAAAGCAGGCAGCACGGGAACAAUAAAAAGGUCGGAAUAUCGCACGCCGCCUGUUGUUGUGCCGCCGCAAGUUCCUUCGCAUUACGCUCCGAAUUAUCCGGGGCAGCAACAGCAGCAGAGACGAUCGCAGCAAGGUUCGCAGCAGCAACAGCAGCAGCAAGUGGUUCAGCAAGAACGAGGUCCGGGGUAUUCGGCACUUCCGUUGGCGGGAAAUCCAAUGCCGCCGAGUCAAGUUGUGAUGCAACAUCAAAUUCAGCAGCAACAACAGCAGCAAAUGCAGAUGCAACAGAUUCAGCAACAGCCGCAAAUUGGGAUGGUUCAUCCCACGAUUCAGAAUCCGCCGCAAACGACGACUUAUGGCGUGCAUUUGGCUGAAGAGAGGAGCAGUAUGCCACCUCCUCCAGCUCCUCUGACAGUAACGCACGAGAUGCCGGAUCACGGGCACAUUGGCUUGCACACACUUUCUCGUCACAGCGGCGUUCACAUUCAACGUCCCGGUUCACAAUCUCCGCCAUUGCCGCCUCCUCCUCCGCCAGAAGAACAUGCUGAUUUUGGUCGUCCACGCACAGCACAACAACAAGCUGCUGCCCAAAUUGCCGCAAUCGUUCCCGAAGAUCAAAAUUUGCCCGGAUGGGUCCCCAAAAAUUUCAUGGAAAAAGUUGUUGCAAUUUACGAUUAUUACGCCGACAAAGACGACGAAUUGAGUUUCCAGGAGAGCUCCGUCAUCUACGUGCUCAAGAAGAACGACGACGGUUGGUGGGAAGGCGUCAUGGAUGGCGUUACGGGACUUUUCCCCGGCAAUUAUGUCGAACCUUGCGUCUAAA
Culicoides brevitarsis is the source of this 1632-nucleotide messenger RNA. RefSeq names its product abl interactor 2 (gene Abi). The coding region runs from base 213 to 1631 and encodes 472 amino acids. The transcript has 5 exons. NCBI's taxonomy places the organism in Eukaryota, Metazoa, Arthropoda, Insecta, Diptera, Ceratopogonidae. Gene Ontology annotation, molecular function: SH3 domain binding; signaling adaptor activity. Gene Ontology annotation, biological process: neuron migration. The record is from RefSeq and is a predicted model, not a curated record. Gene Ontology annotation, cellular component: actin-based cell projection; SCAR complex; lamellipodium.